Messenger RNA from Protomyces lactucae-debilis, 216 nucleotides. RefSeq lists its product as uncharacterized. Lineage: Eukaryota; Fungi; Ascomycota; Taphrinomycetes; Taphrinales; Protomycetaceae. The record is from RefSeq and is a predicted model, not a curated record. The coding region runs from base 1 to 216 and encodes 71 amino acids. The transcript has 4 exons. Gene Ontology annotation, biological process: vacuole fusion, non-autophagic. Gene Ontology annotation, molecular function: endopeptidase inhibitor activity.
AUGCCUGCCUUCAUUGUCAACCUCAAAGACGACGCAAGCGACGCACAAGUUGCUGAUGCAAAGAAGCUCAUCGAGAAACAGGGCGGCACUAUCAAGGAUACCUUCACGCUCAUCAAAGGAUUCUCGGCUGAAUUUCCUAAGGACCACGUUGGUACCCUCGAGGCACAUGAAGCCGUUACUUCUGUCGAAGCUGAUGGAGAAAUGAAAACACAAUAA